This is a messenger RNA of Aedes aegypti (yellow fever mosquito), 2145 nucleotides long. It is a transcript of the gene eas, whose product is annotated as ethanolamine kinase. Gene Ontology annotation, cellular component: cytoplasm. Gene Ontology annotation, biological process: phosphatidylethanolamine biosynthetic process. NCBI's taxonomy places the organism in Eukaryota, Metazoa, Arthropoda, Insecta, Diptera, Culicidae. Gene Ontology annotation, molecular function: ethanolamine kinase activity. The transcript has 5 exons. The record is from RefSeq and is a predicted model, not a curated record. Bases 667 to 1755 code for a protein of 362 amino acids.
CGUCCAUCCGCGAUUGUCACAUCCAGUUUGUUUUCAUUGUUCGUUCCAGUCUGACGUGUUUUGUCUGUGAUCAAGAGAGGUGCUGCGCGAGUUACUGACUGAUCCAAGUGACUAAUCAGUGCAAGCAUCCACAGUGCAACCCUGUGACUAAGCCUGAGCUGCCCGUAGCCCACAUAGAUAAGAGCCGCAUUGGCGUCAGAGAGGAUUCCAAGUCCAACCAUAUCAAGUGCUGCGGCCAGCUAUCCGGACCUCAGUGAACAAAAGAGGAGGCACCUUAUUUGUGUUUUUUGAGUGAUCUAACCAAAGAGAUUGUUUGUGAUAAAACAUCAACUGUGAUCGCGCGCGCAAUUCAUGUCUUCCACCACGCGGCGGCGGCGGCGGCGAUCAUAAGCCGAAAACGAGAUUCUGUUGUCAGAGUCGCAAAUUUUAGGGGUGAUUGUAAAUCCAACGUGACGUGAUUAUCUUUCUCUCUCUGCUCUACUCUGCCCUACUCUCCUCAAUUCGGGAUCAAUAUUUGUCCGGCGCAUUAUCAAGCCUCGCGCGGGUCGUUAGCCGCCGGCUUAGGGGAUCGAGAGACAGAGACUAGAACCCUGAUAAUCUGCUCAUUGAGGAGUUCUGGGUUAUCAACUCGGUAGUUUUGUCGCGGUGCCAAAAGUACGCAAAACGAUGGCCAGCAGCGAAGUGACGAGGCUAGAUCUGACCAUCGAUGAGACUGACGUGAUUCGGGGUGCCGGAGAGGUGCUAAAGGUUAUCAGGCCACAUUGGCGCAGUGACAGCGUCCGGUUCAAGCUAUUUACCGAUGGGAUCACCAACAAACUGGUCGGAUGCAUCAAUCAGAACAAUAACGCCAACGAUGACGAUGAUGACACCGCGGAUGACGAAACGCACGACGUCGUGCUGAUACGGGUCUAUGGGAACAAAACCGACCUGCUAAUCGACCGGAAGAAGGAAACGGAGAACAUUUGUCUGCUGCAUCGGUACGGAUAUGCGCCCACCCUCUACGCCACGUUCCGCAAUGGGUUGGCGUAUGAGUUCGUCCCGGGCGUUACGCUUACACCGGACAGUUGUCGAGAGGAACGGGUGUGGCCGCUGGUCGCCAAACGCAUGGCCCAGAUGCACAAGGUGCGGGAUGAGUCGGUUGGCGACUGCCGGAAACCAAUGCUACCGGACAAACUCGAUCAAUUCCUCAAACUAGUGCCACAGGUUUUUAGCGAUCCGGUAAAACAUUCAAGGAUAUCGCAAAUCUUCCCCAAGACGGAUGAACUGAGACGUGACUUUGACGAACUGUACAAACGGUUAAAGCAGCUCAACAGCCCGACCGUGUUCUGCCACAACGAUCUUCUGCUUGGGAAUGUCAUUUACAGUGCCGAUCGAGACCAAGUCACGUUCAUCGACUACGAGUACGCCGCAUACAACCACCAGGCUUUCGAUAUCGGCAAUCACUUUACGGAGUUUGCAGGAAUUGAUGAAAUCGACUAUGACCGGUACCCGGCGAAGGAUUUCCAACUGCGAUGGUUGCGAGUAUAUCUGGAGGAAUUCAACGGCGAGGGUGAGUGCACCGAUAGUGACGUGCAGCGGUUGUACGUGCAAGUCAAUCAGUUUGCCCUGGCGUCGCACUUCCUGUGGGCGGUUUGGGCACUCAUCCAGGCGGAACAUUCGACCAUCGAUUUCGACUUCAUACAAUUCGGUGAGACCCGCUACCGCGAGUAUCUUCGACGUCGCGACGAGUUCCUUUCGCUGACAUAUCAAAACUGAACCUCGAACACCUGACCAUAGAGAGCAGCAAUCAAAUUUUCAAACAUUGGGAAUGAAUGGGAGCUCAAAGCUCCUCCUCCGGCAAUCAAGGGUAACCAGAACCAGCUCAGCUUAGCAUGUUUUUUUUUGUUUGUACUAGGAAAAAUCUCGAACACUGCACUGCGAUAUCCAUUCCACUUUGCUUUUACCGCUGGACCGUACAACUCAUCACACCUGUUGACCGAACUGAGAAGAAAAAGAGUGCUCACCCGGACGUAGGCCAAAGUAAUUUUUGUGUGUUUGUAGCGUUUAUAUUUUAGGGCGGGAUUUUUACCCUCAGAAUGUACAACUAUUGUUCGUUUUUUUAAGGUUAUGAUAUUGUAAUAAAUUAAAUAAAGUUGUCAAAUCGAU